CCUCAUCCAUUUUAUAUGUGCCGCCCAGUAGACAUAAGCGUACACGACUCGGAGUAGCGAUCGAAACCUGGCCAUUCCACUGACGCGAUAAUCAGGCUAUACACAACCAAAGCUAUAUCGUGAUCUGGCAUAGAAGUGGAAAUGGCUGAUGCCACAUGGCUUGCAGAGGCUGUUGUUGAGUUCUUGAAGGGGCCUCUUUACAUAAACCCAUUAAUGUCUUUUAUCGAUGAAAGAUGCAUGAUCUUUACCCCGGAAGAGGAGAACAAGCUGGAAUACACGACGAUCCACAACGACUUUAAGGAGCUUGUUGAUCGGUUGUUGACGGAUUUCUUGGAGGAUCUGGGUGUGGGUGCCGAGCAGUUCUAUGAGAUCGUGGCUGCCGCCCAGGACUCCGACCAGCUCACCAACUUCGUGGUUCAGACCAUCCUCACCGUUGACGACUUCCUCAUGUUCAAAGCCAUGAUGGUGAAGCGCAACAUUGACCUCACAAACCAGGUGCUACAGGCCUAUGAGCAGCUAGAGGCCCAGCUGCAGGCGGCAGCUGCAGCGGGUGCCGGUGCUGCUGCCGGGGGGGAGGGGGAGGAGGGAGUGGCUGCCUCCGCUCCCAGCAUCACCUCCCAGGCGGCAGCUACCAGUGCGGAGGAGCAAGCGCUGAAGGAGGUUAUGGAGCUCUCCUCGCGGCUUCACUCCGCAUGGGCUGAGGAGGACGCGCUGCAGCGAGCCAUGCGGGCGCUGCAGAUGGAAGACGAAGAGACGGCGCUGCCGGCCGCUAUAGCGGCCUCAUUGCGGGAGAUGGCGCGGUACGACAGCGAACUGGCAGACAUACAGCAGGCCAUCGCGCUGUCUCUGGCCCUGGAGGAGGAGCGCCGGCGACUGGCGGAGCAAGAGGCUGCCCCGGCCGCCGCUUCCACCACAGGGCCGCUGCCGCCCGUCAAGGGAGCGCCCUCCUCGGGAGCCGCACCGCCCCCACCUGCUGCUGCCGCCCCCGCUGCCGCUUCAGCGGAGGUCGGGCGGACCUCGCAGCGCUUCGUGCCGGCACCCAUUGACGCGCCCACGGGAUCAGGCGCCGGCAGGGCUCGCGGGCGGGGUGCCGGCUACAAGAGCGACGGAGCGGGAGUGGACCUGGAGGCCAUCCGCAAGGCGGCGCAGCAGGCGGCAGAGUCGCAGAAGAAGCUGAUCGGCAAGGGCGACGUGAACGACGAGGCCAGUCGCUGGCUGCAGGAGGCCAAGAAGAAGCUCGUCGCGCAGAAGCAGGCGGACCGCGAGCAGGAGAUUGAGGCGUACAAGGCAUCGGCGGCGGCGGGCAAGGGCAAGGCUGCGGGGGGUGCCGGUGCCGCCGCCAGCCAGGACGAGGCCAA
Astrephomene gubernaculifera is the source of this 1358-nucleotide messenger RNA. NCBI's taxonomy places the organism in Eukaryota, Viridiplantae, Chlorophyta, Chlorophyceae, Chlamydomonadales, Astrephomenaceae. The record is from the annotation of a GenBank genome assembly.